CACAGAGUCCUGCUCUGCCCCUAAAAACAAAGUCAAGUAAUUCUUGUCCUGCUGGCAGCAUCGCCUCAUGGAUUACCUCCACCUGAGCACCCCUGCAGCUGUAGCAGCCCUGUAGCUGUGGCAGCCUGGUGCUGGGCAGCAGGGCCCAGGGCAGGACCCUGCCCAUGAACCGCUGCAUGCCUGCACCUGUCCCUCCACCUGCCGUUUUUACCCGCUAUGGUUGGAGCAGGCCUAGUCCCACGGAAAAGCAGUAUAUGCAGGAGCACACAGACAGCAGUAAGGAGUCGAAGAAGACAAUGUUGGAGAACCUUAAGGAGUUCUUGAGGAUUCGCAACAAUGCCAUAAGGGAGAUGCUCGCAGAAGCACUGGGAACAUUCAUCCUCAUGGUUUUUGGAUUGUCCUCUGUGGCACAAGUGGUACUGGGAAAAGGAAACACUGGCCAGUAUCUGAGCAUCAAUUUGGCAUUUGGCAUUGGUGUUACCUUGGGUAUCUAUGCGGCUGGAGGAGUAACUGGAGCUCAUAUGAAUGCUGCCAUCACCAUUACACAAUACGUUUUAGGAAACAUCUCCCGGACGUCGCUUGUAGCUUAUAUAAUCGGCCAGUUCCUGGGCUCCUUCAUGGCAGCAGCCACUGUCUUUGCUGUCUACUAUGAUGCUAUUUAUCACUACACCAAUGGGAGCCUUACAGUGUCAGGACCAACCGCCACAGCGAUGAUCUUCGCUACUUACACUGCUCCCAAUGUAACCGUGCAGGGAGCCUUCUUCACAGAGUUUAUGGCAACAGUUAUGCUGAUCCUGGGUGUUCUGGUCAUCCACGAUGAGAAAAACAAUGCAGCCACCAAAGGCGCCCAGCCCAUCCUCACGGGUAUGCUGGUCCUGGGCAUUGGACUGGGAAUGGGGCUGAACACAGGCUAUGCCAUAAACCCCUCCAGGGACCUGCCCCCCCGGAUCUUCACUGCACUUGCUGGCUGGGGAAUGGAAGUCUUCACGACUGAGCACUCCUGGUGGUGGAUCCCAGUCACAGCUCCAAUUCUGGGAUGUCUUGCUGGUGUUUUAAUCUACAAACUCUUCAUUGGUUUUCACAACUGCGCUGCCCAUGAAACUGAACAUGAGAAAGAACAGGAAGGCAUGGAGGCUUCCAGACUGUGACAGCCACAUGCUGUGAUGACACAUGUGAAGGGCACAUCUGUUUGUCUACCAUGCAGCUGGAUGUGGAUCAUGUGAUGGAUGAAGGAUGAGGGAUGCGAGACUCAAUUUCAGUAAACCUACUCUGCUUAAACAGACAAACUUGGUAUCUGAGAUAUUGAGCAGGCCUGUGUAGGAGUAGACUUGACUGUGAUCUCAAGAAAAGAUUCAAUCUCCCUGCAUAAAAAUCUACAAAAAAAAACCCUCAAAAAACCCCAAAAGCAAACAAACAAACAAAAAAAAUCCAAAACUCAACCCCCAAACAAUCAUCAUAUUCUGAAGAAAAGCAAAGCAGAGCUACAAGUCUCUAGAUACAUAUAUAUUAAUUUACAUCAAAAUACAGGCAUUCACAGUGGCAGAAACAACAUGAUUUAGUUAACACAGAAAUUUUGAUCUCGAAUAUUCUUUGGUAAGAGGCAGAUACUACAGUGAUGGACCAAGGGCCUAGGCUUGCUUCAUUUGCAUAUCUGUCACCCUAACAAACACCUAGCUUGGAACAGCACAAAGAGAGAAAAACAAGGACAGUCUAAAUAGAAACAGGAACCUGUUGGGUUGUUUGUUUUUCUCCAUGCUUGGUUUUUGGGUUUUGUUUUAUUUUGUUGUGUUUUGUUUUUAUCUGAACAUUCAAGAAGCAUUAAAAAAUUACUAAACUAAACUAGUCUCCUGAAUCCUGCCACAGUUCUGCUGGAACACGCUAGCAUCAAAGAACCAUGUGUGUACUGACACUCUAGACUUGAGCUACACCAACUACCACCACAGGAAAGAGGUUAGAGAAGUUCUGUGACAGUGUGUUCGAAAACUUGAACAAACUGCCCUCCCCCUCAUACUUUUUUUCUAUUCUGAAUGCAUGAGAAAUGAGAGGUUGCUGCAUUGCUGCAGGAAUUCUGCUACCUCCAUCUGAAUGAGGAAGUGGGCUUGCAACAGCCUUACAAGUCCGAACUGUCACUGGACUAAAAGCAGAACACUAUGAGAAGCUGCCUGUUCCCAGGAGGGUGACAACAGUCUUAAACUUUUCUAGAAAGUGCUCAAGCAAGUCUGGUAUGUAUGUCAAGCACAUAACUGCAGUCCCAGGGCUGGGUGCCAUGAAUAAACAACACAGAGCUCUCCAAGAGUAGGAAGUGACAGAACAUCACUGCAUAGAAUUCCAGAAAAGGGCAUUUACUGGCUGUAAUGAUCAUUCCCAUCCCAAUAUGAAAAGGAUAAGUAAGCUAUUGCUAUGGCAUGGGGUGGGACUGGAAGAUCUUCUCCUGUCUCAAGAUGCACAUGGGCUUGAGAGGGUGCAUUAGAGGAUUCUGUCAUCUGGGGGUGGCAGACAGUGGCUGCCAAGCAACGCAGAAACAGCAUUUGAAGAUGAAGAUUUGGUAGUGCUGGAAGCACCAAAAUAUGGCUGAGCAGGAGCUGAUGGCUGCAGAGAUUUUGUACAGUGACUGCAGGAUACAAGUAGAACAGCUGCCCCACAGUUCAGUCUUUUGGCCUGUGUGAAAUAAACGGAAUUUCUGAGUAGCUCAAGAAGAAUUAGGUAAAAGCCAAAAGUAGCCCAUUCCUUCUCAAUUCUCUACUGACAAGUUCUCUACUAAGAAUUAAAAAAACACCCCAAACAAUCCAUCCUGAACAUUGCUCUUGCCAUACAUCCUUUGCAUCUUUUUGUGCAUGUGCUCCCCAAAGCAUCUUCAAAUACCCAA
Ficedula albicollis (Collared flycatcher) is the source of this 2866-nucleotide messenger RNA. Its product is annotated as aquaporin-7. Gene Ontology annotation, cellular component: plasma membrane; basolateral plasma membrane. The coding region runs from base 165 to 1148 and encodes 327 amino acids. Gene Ontology annotation, molecular function: glycerol channel activity; urea transmembrane transporter activity; water channel activity. NCBI's taxonomy places the organism in Eukaryota, Metazoa, Chordata, Aves, Passeriformes, Muscicapidae. The transcript is spliced from 7 exons. Gene Ontology annotation, biological process: water transport; glycerol transmembrane transport. The record is from RefSeq and is a predicted model, not a curated record.